Messenger RNA from Prosopis cineraria, 2263 nucleotides. RefSeq lists its product as uncharacterized. The transcript has 10 exons. Gene Ontology annotation, cellular component: endoplasmic reticulum; Golgi apparatus. Lineage: Eukaryota; Viridiplantae; Streptophyta; Magnoliopsida; Fabales; Fabaceae. The record is from RefSeq and is a predicted model, not a curated record. The coding region runs from base 151 to 1941 and encodes 596 amino acids.
UCCGACUCUCUCUCUCUCUCUGUCUCUCCCACUCUCUCUCUCUAUCUCUCUCUCUAUAUCAUUCUCUACCUAAAUCUUCCUCGACGUGUAGAGGGAAGGACCUGUAAUACCCUUUCUUCUUUACACGGAGGAUUCAUCGACUCUGGAAAUAUGGAUGAGAAUUUAGCUCUAAUCGAAUCCAUUCUCCAGGAGGACGAGGAAGUUGAGCGAAGAGCGAGAGCGACGCAAAACGACGACGCCCAUGGCUGGCAAACGGUGAUCAACAAGAAGCGCAACCGCAAGUCUUCGAAGCCCUUGUCGGAGAAGAAUUCCGUUGAUCCCGGCGUCGAGGAUGUUAAUUCUUCACCCAAUGUUUUCAGUGGAAUUGAGCAGCAUUCUGAGGAGCGCCGCCGCCGGAUUCUGGAGGCUCAGAUGGCCUAUGAAUCUGCAUCUGCGGAUGCCGAUACGGGCAGAUCGAGGCGGCAUUCCGACGAAAACGACGAUAGCAGCGACGAAGUCCAGGGGAUGGGAGUUGAGAAUGGCUCUGUUGUCGAGGUAAAGAAAGUCAAGAAGAAAAAGAAGCCGAAGAUGCCCAAGGUGACAGUGGCUGAGGCCGCUUCGAAAAUCGACGCUACUGAUCUCACCACAUUCCUGGCUGAUAUUACUGUUUCAUAUGAAUCACAGCAAGAUCUUAUGCUCAUGCGAUUCGCUGAUUACUUUGGGCGUGCAUUCUCGUCAGUCGGUGGGGCUCAAUUCCCAUGGUUAAGGACGUUCAAAGAGUCCACGGUUGCAAAGAUGGUUGAUAUCCCUCUUUUACACAUAUCUGAGGACAUAUACAAAACAUCAAUUGAUUGGAUCAGCCAGCGUUCUUCUGAAGCACUUGGGUCAUUUGUGUUAUGGUCAUUGGACAGCAUUCUUGCAGACCUUGCCAAUCAUCAAGGAGCUGCUAAGGGAGCCAAAACUGUGGCUCAGCAAACGUCAUCUAAGUCUCAGGUUGCCAUAUUUGUGGUGUUAGCAAUGGUUCUUAGGCAAAAACCUGAUGUCAUGAUCAGCUUAUUGCCCACAAUUAAGGAGACUAAAAAAUUUCAAGGACAGGAUGAAAUCCCUCUUGCUGUUUGGGUCACUGCUCAGGCAUCUCAAGGAGAUUUGGUUACGGGGUUAUACUUGUGGGUAUCUCUUCUCUUGCCAAUGUUGAGUGGCAAGUCAGGAAGCAAUCCUCAAUCAAGAGACUUGGUUUUACAAUUGGUGGAGAGAAUCUUGUCACCUCCUAAAGCUCGUACUAUCUUAUUGAAUGGUGCUGUCAGAAAGGGCGAGCGUGUCGUGUCCCCUUCUGGUCUUGAUGCUUUAUUGAGAAUCACCUUCCCUCUCCCUUCAGCCCGGGUCAAGGCUACAGAGAGAUUUGAAGCUGUCUAUCCAACAUUAAAAGAAGUAGCCCUAGUAGGAUCUCCUGGAAGCAGAGCAAUGAAGCAACUGGCACUACAGAUAUCAAACUUUGCAUUCAAAGCUGCUGGAGAAGCCAAUCCUGACCUAUCAAGGGAGGCAAGUGACAUUUUUAUAUGGUGUUUGACUCAGAACCCUGAGUGUUACAAACAGUGGGACAUACUUUAUAUGGAUAACCUGGAGGCAAGUGUGGCUGUUUUGACAAAGCUUUCUGAUGACUGGAGGGAACACUCUCUGAAACAUCCUACUCUUGAUCUUUUGAGGGAAACUGUUAAAAGUUUCAGACAGAAGAAUGAGAAGGCCUUGGCCGAGGCCCAUGACGGCACUUACGUCGCAUUACUGAAAAACGCAGACCAGCACUGCAAGGCUAUUCUGCGGCAAGUGUCCAAUGGCUAUGGAUGCAUGAAGAGCUUGGCGUUCAUGUCUGUUGUACUCGGCAUCGGUGCCGUUAUCUUGUCCCAGAACAUGCAUUCCUGGGAUCAUAACAAACUUUCGGAAAUGUUAAGGGAGUUGCUCCAGUAGAGAGGUUUGCCGUGACUGACUGAUGAUUUAGUCUGCUUAUAUCCAUCAUGGAUCACUUACUUUAAGCACAUGGUCCAUAAUAAAGUGGGAUGAGGAAGAUUUAAUUUAUUCUACUUUUCAACAUAAUGGGAAUUAGGAGUGAAAGAAAAAGGAGUAAAUAGUAAUAGCACAGUGAUGGAAGCUUAUGGGCGUUUUACACAGGGAUUGAUGUGUUCUGUUGUCUAGUUUCAACUUUCAAGGAGUGCCAAAUGGCUAUAGAGAAACAUAAAUCAAGGUGAAAACAAGAUGGUGCUUAAUUUAAAAUUUUGAAGCAUUUAUUUUA